Molecule: messenger RNA, 1380 nt
Organism: Asterias rubens (European starfish)
Lineage: Eukaryota; Metazoa; Echinodermata; Asteroidea; Forcipulatida; Asteriidae
Product: dual specificity mitogen-activated protein kinase kinase 2-like
Exons: 12
Coding region: 31-1221 (396 amino acids)
Biological process (GO): protein phosphorylation; MAPK cascade
Molecular function (GO): JUN kinase kinase activity; ATP binding
Source: RefSeq, a predicted model, not a curated record
AUGACCUGAUGUAAAAUUUACUCAUCCAAAAUGGCGUUGAAUCGAGCGAAUGAUGAUAAGUCAAGGCCAGGACUGAAGAAGUUGGAUUUCACACGCAUUAGUCUCAAUGAUAAUCCAGAAAGCACAGUGCUGGAUGGAAUGUCAUCUAGCAGACUAAGUCUAGUAACUAGCCCCAGUGAUUCCAGCAUUAGUAGUACACACAGUAGCAAUGGCAGCCAUCAAAGAGCCGAGUCCACACUUGAUAGAAUUCGUUCCCGCAGUCUGGACUCCAUCGGCAAGCUCAGUAUUUCUCCUGAUGAAACAUAUGACUUUACAUCCGAAGAUUUGGAAGACAGAGGAGAGAUUGGGCGAGGUGCGUUUGGUUCCGUUAGUAAAAUGUGGCAUUCAAGGAGUGAUUCCAUUAUGGCAGUCAAGCGAAUUCGAUCUACGGUAGAUGAGAAGGAACAGAAACAACUCUUGAUGGAUCUUGACGUCGUUAAGAGAAGUAAUCACUGUCCAUGUAUUAUCAAGUUCUUUGGAGCGCUGUUCAAAGAGGGUGAUUGCUGGAUAUGCAUGGAGCUGAUGGAUACCUCAUUAGAUAAAGUCUACAGAUUUGUGUGUGAACAUCUCAAGAGUCGUAUCCCUGAACCCAUCCUAGGAAAGAUCACCGUCUCUACUGUCACAGCUCUGAAUUAUCUGAAGGAGGAACUCACAAUCAUCCACAGAGAUGUGAAGCCCUCUAACAUCCUUCUAGAUACCAAAGGCAACAUCAAGCUAUGUGACUUUGGCAUCAGUGGUCAACUUGUAGACUCCAUUGCUAAGACCAGAGACGCAGGAUGCAAACCAUACAUGGCUCCUGAGAGAAUAGAUCCAUUGGCGUCAAGGGAAGGCUACGACGUCAGAUCCGAUGUAUGGAGUCUUGGAAUCACAUUAAUUGAGUUAGCGACAGGGAAGUUUCCCUAUCCCAAAUGGAACAGUGUGUUUGAUCAGCUAGCGCAGGUUGUUAAAGGCCCACCACCAAGGCUUUUCAGUUCAGCUGAUCUACCAUUCUCAAAGAACUUCACAGACUUUGUCAGUCAAUGUGUAACAAAGAAUGAGAAGGAGAGACCGAAGUACAAGCAGCUCUUGGAACAUCCGUUCAUCAGGAAAUACGAAAGAGAACAUGUCGAUGUAGCUGGAUACGUCUCAAAUAUCGUUGAACAGAUGAACGAGGCAGGGUUGAACUUUAACAUGGAUUAUUAAUUGCAUCAAAUCAGGUAGAGUUAUUGUAAAUGUGAUUGUAAGCUAGAGCUGUCAUAACUGGCUCUCGGGUGUUUUAACUAGCAUUGGCCAGCAGACCACUCUUAAAGGCACUGGACACUAAUGGUAAUUACUCAAAACACGUUACUUGGUAAUGAGCAG